Molecule: messenger RNA, 338 nt
Organism: Racocetra persica
Lineage: Eukaryota; Fungi; Glomeromycota; Glomeromycetes; Diversisporales; Gigasporaceae
Source: the annotation of a GenBank genome assembly
UUAAAAUAAUGGAAAGUUGCUGGCAUUCAGAUCCGGACAAAAGAGUUAAGCUCAAUGGUGGGUUUGGAUUGUCUGAGUUUAAUUUACUUAUUGGAAAAGCAGAAAGAGAAGAAAUAAAAUUUCCAGAAAAUAAAGAUACAAGUAUUUUACCAACUAAAAUAAAUGAACAAGCUAUUUAUUCUAGUCAACUAUUAACACCAUUAAUUAGUAAAGCAUUGACUUUACAAAGUAUGAAACUAAAUAGUAAUACAAUUACAGAUAUUCGAAUGGCAUUAAAAAGUAAUCAAACAGAUGAUGAUUCUAAAGCGAUUGAAUUUGAUAUAAACAAACAUGAAUAA